This is a messenger RNA of Arachis duranensis, 1782 nucleotides long. Its product is annotated as U-box domain-containing protein 8. Gene Ontology annotation, biological process: protein ubiquitination. Lineage: Eukaryota; Viridiplantae; Streptophyta; Magnoliopsida; Fabales; Fabaceae. The record is from RefSeq and is a predicted model, not a curated record. Gene Ontology annotation, cellular component: cytoplasm; nucleus. Gene Ontology annotation, molecular function: protein binding; ubiquitin-protein transferase activity. The transcript has a single exon.
AAGAGGAAUCAGAAUCGCGAUUUCAAUAUUUUGUUGUAAUAAAUAAUAAAAAAUUUCCAAAAGCGUAGCAGUGGCAAAGGAAGGAAGGGGAAUAACAAUUAGCAUAGUAAAGGAAAAGAAAGCAGAGGAAAGGAAAGCAGAGCAGCCUCCUCCUCCAAAGCAAAAACCCCCAUAAACCCCUCACUCACUCUCUUGUUUCCGCCAUUCAUCACUGUCAGAAAGAAAGAAAGAGAGAGAGGAGAGUAAGGGAAUGGCGGCUCAGCUACCAGAACACUUCAAGUGUCCGAUUUCACUCGAAAUAAUGUCCGACCCAGUCAUACUCUCCUCCGGCCACACAUUCGACCGCUCCUCCAUACAGCGCUGGCUCGAUGCAGGCCACCGCACCUGCCCAAUUACCAAACUGCCCCUCCCCGAUCAUGCCUCCCUCAUCCCCAACCACGCCCUCCGCAGCCUCAUUUCCAACUUUACCCCUCUCACUCCAACUCCAAUUCCCAAUCCCUCACCUCCCCACCCCCAACCUGUUUUCUGACUCGAAAAAAUUCACUAAAUCCAAAUAUCAUAUUUAAAUCAUCAAAUUCCAAUUGCCAAAUCUUCCAACCAUAUUCGCUCCUAUUUAACUUAUUAUUUAAUUACUUUCGGUUAAACCGGGUAUUACAAUUCCCUUUGCGAGAACGCUCUCUCUUUGCUUCUCAAUCUCAGUCUCGACGACCACAACAAGGUUGGACUCGUCGCCGAGGGAGUCGUUGCCCGCCUCGUCGCCGUCAUCUCCGGAACGGCUGCCGGAAAUCCAUCCCCGGACUGCCGCGCGCUCGCAGCCACAACACUCACAAGCCUGGCCGUCGUGGAGGUCAACAAGGCCACAAUCGGCGCGUACCCUCACGCGAUCGAGUCACUCGUGGCACUCGUAAGGGAUGGAAAGGGGAGAGAGAAGAAGGAAGCCGCGACGGCGCUCUAUGCUCUCUGCUCCUUCCCGGACAACCGGCGGAGGGCGGUGGAGUGCGGCGCGGUGCCUGUUCUUCUCCGGAGCGUGGAUUGCGGCUUGGAGAGGGCCGUUGAGGUUGUUGGAGUUCUUGCAAAGUGUAAGGAAGGGAGGGAACAGAUGGAGAGGUUCCAUGGAUGCGUUCAGAUUCUGAGUCGGGUUCUGAGGAAUGGAAGCUCAAGAGGGGUUCAGUAUGCUCUCUUGGCUCUUAACUCGUUGUGUUGUGGCAGUGAAGUUGCUUCUAUGGAAGCCAUCAGAGAAGGCCUUUUGGAAACAUGUCUUGGCUUUCUGGAAGAUGAUAACGAGAAAGUGAGAAGGAAUGCUUCUGCUUUGCUUCAGAAUCUGCGUGGCAACAAUAGGAUCAGCUGAUCAAUGUGGAUUUGGGAAUGAAAAAGAAAAACAAAAAGUCAGUUUUGAUCAGAAAUUUAAGUUAAGGAGAUUUGUUGUCCUCUAUGGAGGUGAGUUUGGGUUUCUUCUUCUCUCUUUUUUAUUUUUCUGUUUUUUUUUUCUUUUUUUGAAGGAAAAAAGAUUCUAUAUUGUUGGGUACUUGCCUCCUGUACAAAAUCAAGAUCAAUUUUUUUUUUUAGAAAAAUGUCAUAGGGUUCUUUUGUAUGUUGUGUACAUUGAAAUAAUGAAAGAAAAAAAAAAGGUGGGAGAGGCUAGCUCUCCUCUUGUUACUUAGAUUUUAUAGGGAGAAAGUUUAUAAUUUGGUCCUUUGAUAGUUGAAAUGUAAUGUGGAACUGUUUUGGAAAUUUCUCUUGGGGUUCAGCUAACUCUGCUAUACUGGGUUGACAAUUUGAUUU